Messenger RNA from Botrytis deweyae, 705 nucleotides. RefSeq lists its product as uncharacterized. The record is from RefSeq and is a predicted model, not a curated record. Bases 1 to 705 code for a protein of 234 amino acids. Gene Ontology annotation, molecular function: acyltransferase activity, transferring groups other than amino-acyl groups. The transcript has 2 exons. Lineage: Eukaryota; Fungi; Ascomycota; Leotiomycetes; Helotiales; Sclerotiniaceae.
AUGACCCCCAUCCCCGUCCCCUCCUCCCCCAACCCCUCCUUCUCCAUUCACCCCUGCACCCCCGCCGACCUCCCCUCCAUGCUCACCAUCUACGACCUCGCCUUCGCAACCGACCCCUUCCGCCUAGCCCGCUGGCCCUCAUCCCACGUCCCCCCCUCCGUAUUCACCUCCUGGCUCGCCAAAGUCUUCACCAAGUAUCUCCAUACACCUCACACACACACCUGGAAACUUGUGGAAAAUUCCACAGGGAAUAUGGCAGGCUGGACGCAUUGGGCCGAACCGCAUGUGCUGAGUCGGGAAGAAGAAGAACGAGAGAAAUUAGAAGAGGAGAAGGAAGAGAGGGAGAGAAUAGAGAGAGGAGAGGGAAAGUUCCCGGAAGGUUCGGUAUUGGAUGUAUGCGAGGCGAAGGUACGGGGCUGGGAUAGGCUGAGAGAGAAGUGGUAUAAGAGAGAAGAAAUGUUUUUAAUCUACUUCCUCUCCAUCUCUCCCAGCUAUCAAAAACUCGGCCUUGGCACCCUUCUCCUCACCGCUAUCACAAAUCUCGCAGAUGCUCAAGACAAAAGUAGUUAUUUGGAAGCGACGGCCGCAGGGUAUCCGGUGUAUGUGCGCGCGGGGUUUAGGGAGGUGGAUUGUAUGGAGGUGGAUUUGGGGGGGCUUGGAGUGGGCAGGAAUUGGGCGAUGAUUAGAGGUGGGGGGAAAGAGUAG